Penicillium alfredii is the source of this 1110-nucleotide messenger RNA. RefSeq names its product basic helix-loop-helix domain-containing protein. Lineage: Eukaryota; Fungi; Ascomycota; Eurotiomycetes; Eurotiales; Aspergillaceae. The record is from RefSeq and is a predicted model, not a curated record. Gene Ontology annotation, molecular function: protein dimerization activity. Bases 1 to 1110 code for a protein of 369 amino acids. The transcript is spliced from 2 exons.
AUGUCUCGCUCGAAAUUUCCUCCCACGCCUGCCAUGUCCGGUGAAUUCAUCAUCAAGGAACAGCCUUGUGAUGCCACCGAUCUCUUUGCUCUGCCGCCUGCUGCCCUGAGCCCGGCCAAGGUCGAAGCAGCCAGUCGGCGAUCCUCUCGAUCUGACCCGUCCUUUAUUCCGGUCUCGCCAACGUCGCCUGACCUCACGGCCCGUAAUGACUAUCCCUCACGAGCAAGCACAGCUCCCAAGCGUCCGCUCGAGGACUUUGAUUUGCCACCGCCACCUACCCGGACCCGCAAGAUCAUCCAGAUGAAGCCCAAGGCGCCGGGGAAAUCCUCCAAAGACACCGGGAAAGCCUCGCCCCAACCGUCACCGGACUCGCCCACCAAUGCUUCCCCGGCUUCCAAGAAAAAGCAGCCAACCACCACGAGUGCCGCGGGGCGCAAAAUUGCUCGCAAGACAGCCCACAGCUUGAUUGAGCGGCGCCGGCGGUCCAAGAUGAACGAAGAGUUUGGGACAUUGAAGGAUAUGAUUCCCGCCUGUCAGGGUCAGGAGAUGCACAAGCUGGCCAUCUUACAGGCCAGCAUCGACUACGUCAACUACCUGGAACAGUGUGUCCACGACCUCAAGACCGCCGGGACCACCCGCACAUCUGCAGCUCCACCCUCGCCCACAUCCCCCGAGUUCAAUGCCUCGGGGCCUGUGGAGUCGGUGCAGCAGUCUACCCGGGAAUCUCCAUCUUCUGCAUCCUACUAUUCCUCCGCCUCACCAGAGUUGCCUCCUCAGGCCACUCAGUUCCCGGACACCUCGCCGUCAUUCUCGCCACGCACCCGGGUCCCUUCGGCGCAUGCGUUGACAGACCCGCCCUCUGUUCUCCCUAGCCCUGCUUUGGGGCCGACUCUCUCGGCUGGAGAAAAUGCACAGCCGCUCCAGGGCGUCGAUCACGAGGCCUCGGCUGCGUUGCUCAUGUUGACCCAGGACCGUAGGGGUACGGAAGUCUCCAUCAAUGAGCAUUUCUCUGGGAGUACUACUCUCGCGGCUCCGUCUGGGGAGACUAAGGAGGCACCUGGGUCCAACAAGAGGAGGUGUAUGAGUGUCCGUGAUCUUCUGAUUUCAUGA